Closterium sp. Yama58-4 is the source of this 738-nucleotide messenger RNA. The record is from the annotation of a GenBank genome assembly. NCBI's taxonomy places the organism in Eukaryota, Viridiplantae, Streptophyta, Zygnematophyceae, Desmidiales, Closteriaceae.
AUGAGCGUCGUCAACCACCAUUCCGACCGUAGGCAGUUCAGGGCCAAUAUCACUUCCGUUCCCAAUGUCGUGACGGUCAUGACCAUCAAUAGCGUCGCGGCGGCAAAUGCCAUUUCCAUCAUCGCGGCGGUACCUUCGCCUCCCAUCACCGCCUUUUCGUCGCCCUCCCUUCCCCUGCCCGUCGCGCUCCCUUCCCUACCCGUCGCGCUCCCUUCCGUACCCGUCGCGCUCCCUUCCGUCAUUCCCGACACACAUGUAUGUCAUUGCCUUCUCGCCAUUCUCCCUUUUCGUGGCUCUUAUUCUUUCCUGCACGUCGCCCUCGCUUCCCCUCCCCGUCGCGCUCCCUUCCCCUCCCCGUCGCGCUCCCUUCCCCUCCACGUCGCGUUCCCUUCCCCUCACCAUCACGCUACCCCCCCCUCCCCGUCGUGCUCCCUUCCCCUCCCCGUCCCGUUCCCUUCCCCUCCCCGUCGCGUCCCUUCCCCUCCCCGUCGCGCUCCCUUCCCCUCCCCGUCGUGCUCCCUUCCCCUCCUCGUCGUGCUCCCUUCCCCUCCCCGUCUCGUUCCCUUCCCCUCCCCGUCGCUCUACCUUCCCCUACCUGUCGCGCUCCCUUCCCCUCCCUGUCGUGCUCCCUUCCCCUCUCCGUCGUGCUCCCUUCCCCUCUCCGUCGUGCUCCCUUCCCCUCCCCGUCUCGUUCCCUUCCCCUCCUCGUCGUGCUCCCUUCCCCUUGUCAAACUAUAA